AAAACUAUUGUUAGUGGGGGUACACAAAGGGGUCGCAGUGUUUGUAACAACCAAUUAGAUUAAAGUUUGAGUAUUAACUCAAAUAAACCAAAGUAUAAAACAAGCGCUCAAUUCAUGUAUUAAACGAAAAUAACAUAUGAUUUGCAAAUCGAGAACACAUUCAGUGAUUAAUCAAUUGUUUUAUCGAUAGACAGGUAUUGUUGUAAUCAUUGAUCACAUAAACGAUGGGUUCUUUCGCAUCCAAGACAUGGUCUGAAGUCAAUGAUUACUAUUACAAGACUAGUAGUGAUGGUCAACAAAGCCCGCAAUUGAAAUACAAAAUGGCGGCCAAAGAAGUGCAUGUGAAGAAUGUUUGGACUCCUGGAGCUGAUCCAAGAUCACCGACUUUCGACUUUGAUAGGACACCGAUUCAAGUGAUUGACUGUAAGGCGCAAAUGACACCCGAUGUUGUCACUCAACAAGUGGUCACACAAUUAGUUGAUUCAAUUGAUCCGAGAUCACCCACUAUUGGUAUCGAUAGGACACCAUUUGAGUUGACACCGAUGAACGAUAACAUCGUUGAAGUUGCGGUCACACGACUCUCGUUCGCAAUGACCCCUUCCGUCGAAGACAAUGAAACUAAAAGCAGUGGAACUAAGGUUCGGACUCCUCUUUCGUCUGUUUGUGUCCAACAGAAUCAGACACCAAACCGAAGUGCAAUCAGACAACGAAAGCAAUUGGAUAUCACUAAAAGGGCUCAUUUGAACAGUCAUUUAAUGAAGAAUAAGGCGAUUGGAUCUAAUGAUAAUCUUGUAUUGCAAUCACAAGUUGUUGACGACAAAGAAAAUCUUUGAAUUAUUUGAUAUUUAAAUGUAUUUUUAAUUCAUUACAUGAUUUAUAUGAUAACUCACUUUUAAAAUGU
Molecule: messenger RNA, 901 nt
Organism: Oppia nitens
Lineage: Eukaryota; Metazoa; Arthropoda; Arachnida; Sarcoptiformes; Oppiidae
Product: cell division cycle-associated protein 3-like
Exons: 2
Coding region: 225-833 (202 amino acids)
Source: RefSeq, a predicted model, not a curated record